This is a messenger RNA of Sipha flava (yellow sugarcane aphid), 1781 nucleotides long. RefSeq lists its product as uncharacterized. Bases 1199 to 1771 code for a protein of 190 amino acids. Lineage: Eukaryota; Metazoa; Arthropoda; Insecta; Hemiptera; Aphididae. The transcript has 3 exons. The record is from RefSeq and is a predicted model, not a curated record.
GUAAUUAUUAAAAUCAACAUAUUAAACAAAUCAAAUAUUUCCUAGGUAACCAAAAAUUGAAAAAUGUAUGCAUCCAGUCCAAAAGUGUUUCGACCCUUAAAUAUGCGAUUUUCGAAAAAUCCUUUCUUAUUACUCGGUGAAAGACUUCCAAAUUUCAGGUGUGUACGUUGAAUAGUUUUUGAGAUUCAGCGAUCAGUGAGUCAGUGGUAUUUGGAUUUUAUAUUUCUACUAUAUAUAUAAUAUAAUAUGAGUAUUUGUGUACGCUGAGAUUAUUUCUAUCGAUAAACUUCCCGGAACAAUUAUUCUAUAGUUUAUUCAGAAUAAAAGUGCCCAGUCAUUUGGACGAAAACUAGGUUUUAUUGCGCAUGGUUCCUUUCCACUAGGAACGUUGUAGUAUGUCGACGCAUUACGACAGGCAUGUCAAACACGCGGCCCGCGACUUAUUUUUUUGUGGCCCUCGGCUAGUAAUAUUAAUGGACAAAAUAAAAAAAGGAUAAUAAAAAAAAAAUUAUAAAAUAUUAAUCAUGUGUUUCAACUAACAUAGAUUCUUUGAUAAUGGUAUAUAUUUUGGUAUACAUUAUUAUGUUUUAUCUUCUGAUUAUAGAAUAUAGAUUAAUAAUUUAUAUCGUCGGUACGCGACAUGCGUGCCUUUGGAAACUAGUCUUUCGACAACCAGCGUGUGUUCGAGUUUAAAUUUUGUUGCGUGCAAAUUUACAAUUUAAAAAUGUCUGUAUUAAAACCAAGUGGUAGUUAUAAACGUAAAAUUACCGAUGAACAUCGUCAAUUUCAUGAACAUUGGGAAUUACAAUAUUUUUGUAGUGAAAUCAAUAAUAAAAUAAUUUGUUUAAUUUGUAAAAGUGUUAUUAAUGUUCUAAAGUUAUACAAUAUUAAGCGGCAUUACGAACAACAUAAGUCAAAAUACGACCACUAUGAAGGGUUAUUAAGACAUGAAAAACUGAAAGAACUUAAAUCAGGAUAUAAACACCAACAAUUAAUGUUCACUAAAAUACCACAAGAAAAUGAAGCUGCAGUAAAGGGGCGGAAAAGAAGACCAAGGGCCGCGAAUCUGACCAUCCUGAUCUGGAGCGUUGAGCUGGUUACACACUACGCGCAGUGUAUAACCGCCAUUGGAGGGACUCGGUAUACCAUAUCGAAUUUCGAGUUCACGCGUUUUGUUAUUUUUGAGACGUAGCGUCCAAUGACGAGUGAGCGUUUUCUGAAAAAAUAUUGUACGAAUCAAAACAUACCCGAUGAAUCUACUUUAAGGAAAAAUUACAUUAUAGACGUUUAUAGAAAUAUCUUGGAAAAAAUUAAAAAUGAAAUUGGAAAAAACCUAAUUUGGAUUUCGGCAGAUGAGACUACAGAUUCGUGUGGGCGUUAUAUCGCGAAUUUAUUUAUUGGAAAAUUAUCCCUAGAACCUUCUCCAGCAUAUCUCAUUGCUUCUAAAGCACUUGAAAAAGUCAACCAUUCAACUAUAGCUCGAUUUAUAAACGACAGUAUCACCGCAUUUUUUGUCGAUACUUCUAUUGCUGAGAGAGUUUGCAUUUUUAUUUCUGAUGCAGCUCCAUACAUGACGAAAGCUGGAGUAGCCCUCAAAAUUUUCUAUCCGAACUUGAUCCACGUAACUUGCUUUGCUCAUGCUAUUCACCGCUUUGCUGAAGAAAUUCGAAAUGAGUUUUUGAGUGUGAACAAACUUAUUUCUGCCGUGAAAAAAGUAUUCAUGAAAGCACCAUCGCGAAUACAGACGUACAGGGAACAAUUACCGACUUGACCACUUCCAC